This is a messenger RNA of Mixia osmundae IAM 14324, 1521 nucleotides long. Its product is annotated as glycosyltransferase family 15 protein. Bases 96 to 1283 code for a protein of 395 amino acids. Gene Ontology annotation, biological process: cell wall mannoprotein biosynthetic process; protein N-linked glycosylation. Gene Ontology annotation, cellular component: membrane; Golgi apparatus. NCBI's taxonomy places the organism in Eukaryota, Fungi, Basidiomycota, Mixiomycetes, Mixiales, Mixiaceae. Gene Ontology annotation, molecular function: alpha-1,2-mannosyltransferase activity. The record is from RefSeq and is a predicted model, not a curated record. The transcript is spliced from 6 exons.
UCGACAUUGCGCAGCUCGCAGCUCGCAGUCGAUUGGCCACCGCAGCAAGGCUGAGGAUGCACUCGAACUCUUCCUGAGCCCGUCUGUAGAGCACAAUGUCGGCCGCAUUGCUCAGCAAACUCAAGUGGACGCCCGUGGGACUGUUCGGUAUAGCAGUGAUCCACUACCUCGCCUCCAUCCAUCCUGCGUAUGAUGCAACGACACAGCUAGCCAGCAAGCUCAAACCGGCUUCAUGGUCCCCUUCGAGCACGGCAGGGCUCGAGCUAGACGCUUGGAGCUCGAGGGUCAAGGGCAGCAGACCGGCAGCCAAUACCACCGUGCGGGCAAAUGCUGCCUUUGUCAUGCUCACGCGCAACGGCGACUUGUGGGACAUGCUGAGGAGCAUACGAUCCAUGGAAGAUCGAUUCAACAGCCGCUACAACUAUCCCUAUGUGUUUUUGAACGAAGUGCCCUUUGAUGAUCAGUUUAUAAAACACACGACAGCGCUGUGCUCAGGCAAGACAUACUAUGGUCUCGUCUCGAACGACGAUUGGAAAGUGCCAGACUCUAUCGACAGGGACCGCGCCGCCCAAGUGCGAUAUCAAAUGCAACAGGACGGUGUCAUCUAUGGUGGCAGCGAGUCCUAUCGGCAGAUGUGUCGAUUCGAGUCUGGCUACUUCUUCAGGCAACCCUUGCUUGAUCAGUUUGACUACUACUGGCGCAUCGACCCGAAUGUCAAAUUCUUCUGCGAUCUCGAUUACGAUCCGUUCAUGUUCAUGCAGCAGCACAACAAGACUUAUGGCUUCACAAUCAGUUUAUACGAAUACAAAGAGACGAUCAAAACACUUUGGGAUACCACCAAAGACUUUAUGAAAGCACAUCCCGAGCAUAUCGCAAGGAACAACAUGAUCGACUGGUUACAGAAGGAUGACGGAACAUACAACCUCUGUCACUUUUGGUCGAAUUUCGAGAUUGGCAAGCUCGACUUUUUCAGGUCGCAGGCCUAUCUGGACUAUUUCAACUACCUCGACCAGGCCGGAGGGUUCUACUACGAGCGAUGGGGCGAUGCGCCAGUUCAUUCGAUCGCGGUAUCGCUUAUGCAAGAGAAGAACCAGCUGCAUUUCUUCAGCGAUAUCGGCUACAGGCACGAACCCUUUCAGCACUGUCCCAACGGGCGAGAGACUGACCCAGCAAGAUGCGAUUGCAACCCAAACUCGAGCGAUAAUUUCGAAUGGCAUGGCUACAGCUGUACGGCACUCUAUCACAAGCUACAAGGCACGGGCAAGACCAUUGAUAACCACUGACACACACACUCUAUGCACGCUUGUACUAUCUCACCGCCGCGAUCUCACGUCGCGCUUGCGGUUUCUCCGCCGCCGCCCUGUUUGCCCAUCGCCAAACCAUCGCGAGCAAUUGACUACCAGUGCUUUUCCCAACAUGCUCAGCUACGUGCAGCUCGCCGCCGUCUGUGUCGUCAUUGCUACCCCAUCUGGCCGCGUCAACUGUCAGACUAGCCAAGGAGGAUCAGGCCUCGUACCUCCU